AUGGCGCCAUCCGCAGCCCCCUCCUCCUCCUCGCACCUCCUCCUCGCCUCGCCCCACUCCCCGCCCACUCUCCUCAGGCUCCGCCGCGCGGGCGGCCGCUCCCUGGGGCUGUCACGGAGAGGCGGGAGCGCACGCCUUCGGGUCGUUCGACGAGCGGUGGAGGAGGACGAGAGCGGGGCCGCGAGCGGGGGUCAGGAGGUGGAGGCGGCCCCGGAGGAGCCAGUGGCUGGUCGCGACCUCGUCACGCUCACCGCCUGCCUCGUGGGCCUCCUCACCGGCGUCUCCGUUGUGCUCUUCAACCUCUCGGUUCAUGAAAUACGUGACAUAUUUUGGGACAGUAUUCCUUUGCGAGGCGCUUCAUGGCUGAGGGAGGAGCCGAUUGAUGAAGUCUGGCAGAGAGUGAUAUUUGUUCCGGUCAGUGGAGGGGUUAUAGUAGGUGGAUUGAACGCACUAAGAAGUUAUAUCAAAACUAACUCAAAUGCCCCUGUGUCCAAGAUAAAGAGUGCAUUUAGACCAUUCUUGAAAGCUGUGGCAGCAUCUUUCACACUUGGAACUGGCAAUUCACUGGGUCCUGAGGGUCCCAGUGUGGAAAUUGGUUCUGCAAUAGCCAAAGGAUUUGGUAAUGUGUUUGAGUGGGAGGGUGGGAAAAGGCUGUCUCUUGUGGCAGCAGGAUCAGCAGCUGGGAUCUCAUCUGGUUUUAAUGCUGCUGUUGCUGGGUGUUUUUUUGCUGUGGAAUCUGUUUUGUGGCCUUCUGCUGAUUCCUCAUCCCUUGCCAACUCGACACCUAUGGUGAUACUCAGUUCAGUGAUAGCAUCUGUUGUUUCAGAGAUUGGUCUAGGUUCUGAUCCUGCUUUCACUGUCCCAGAAUAUGAUUUUCGCUCCCCAACAGAACUUCCUCUGUACGUUUUGCUGGGUGUCUUCUGUGGGUUGGUGUCAAUUGCAUUAUCAAGAUGUACAUCACUUGCUAUGGAGGCAGUUGAAAGUUUACAAGGGGCAACAGGGUUACCGAAGGCUGCAUCUCCGGCUUUAGGUGGCCUCAUUGUUGGUCUCCUUGCACUUUUGUACCCUGAAGUAUUGUACUGGGGCUUUGAAAAUGUUGAUAUCUUGCUGGAAUCACGACCAUUUACAGGCGGCCUCUCAACAACCAUAUUAGUUCAGCUUAUUGGAGUGAAAAUAUUAGCAACAUCUUUGUGCAGGGCUUUUGGAUUGGUUGGUGGUUACUAUGCACCAUCUCUUUUUAUUGGUGCAGCCACAGGGAUGGCAUAUGGCAAAUUCAUGAGGUUUACAUUUACUGGCCCUGAACCACUGCUGCAUGUCCCAUUCCUAGAUGUGGCAUCACCUCAAGCAUAUGGCCUGGUAGGUAUGGCAGCUACCCUCGCUGGUGUAUGCAAGGUGCCUCUGACAUCUGUCCUGCUACUUUUUGAGCUUACACAAGACUAUCGUAUAGUUCUACCUUUGCUUGGGGCUGUCGGGUUAUCAUCCUGGAUUGCUUCUCCUCAAAGGUUCUCUAAAAGAAGUAAGCUGGAUUCUCAGGAGGAUAAAUCAAGUAUUCCUCAGCAAGCAAACAACAUGCUCACUCAAAACAAACAGGCCACUUCCAUGGAUACAGAUGAUUCGCCGCUAGAAUUAUGUAAAAUUGAAAGCUCCCUUUGUGUCUAUGAUGCCAACGAUGACAAUAUGUUAAAAAAUCUUACUGUUGCAGAGGCCAUGAAAACUAACUACUUCUCCGUCUCAAUGACAACUCCAUUAAUUGAGGCACUAGAUCUUAUGCUCGCCGAGAAGCAGCCCUUUGUUAUGAUAACUGAGAAUAACACAUUUGUAAGAGGCUUGCUGGCACUAAAGAACAUCCAAGAUUUUUGCAGAGCUGCAAAAACUACCAGAGCACAUGCUGAGGUAAAGGAACUCCUCAUAUCUCAUGUUUGCCAAGCAGGCAAGUGUAAAUCGUGGUCUGUGACGCCUCAGAUGCCACUUACUACUGCAGAGAAGAUUAUGGACUCUCAUGGUGUGGAUCACCUUCCUGUAGUUUCUGAGGAUGCUAAUCCUCAGGACAGAGGACCUUUGAUAGGUUUUGUAGACAGAGAAUGCAUUGCCAUCGCUCGAAGGGCCAUGGCAACAAAAGAAAUUUUCAGUUCUAUGUAUGAGAUAAAAAAGGAAGAGAGGUAG
Messenger RNA from Miscanthus lutarioriparius, 2163 nucleotides. Lineage: Eukaryota; Viridiplantae; Streptophyta; Magnoliopsida; Poales; Poaceae. The record is from the annotation of a GenBank genome assembly.